CAGAGAGGGUCGGCUCAGGUGUCCCAAGUGACAUUUUGUUACAUAAAAUAAUCUGUGGAAAAACCGGGUUGUAAACAGCGCACGAGGAGCCGCCACCAAACCAAACCACGUGAUCAAAUGCGGAAAUUGUCCGAUCGGGAAAGUGUAGCGUAGAAAAGAGGGGAGUGGAGGCUCUGGUGUACGUCUGUGUUUUGAGCUGCUGCUGCUGGUGACACUAGCUGGACUCUCCUCAACCAAACAGCACGUCCACACUCACCCCAUCGGUUAUCUGCUCACUUAGAGGCACCAGUGUCACCUGUCGGGAAUCAAAGUAAGGGUUGUUCUGAGGUCAGACUGCUGAGAUGACAAGGCUGUGACAGUGUGUGUCCAAGUGUGUCGGUACUGGACCAAUUCCUGUGACAUGGCUGCUGCUAAGAAGAGUUGUACGAAGGCAGGAGGCGUGCGCUUCUCAGAGAUGCCCCCUGCUGCCGGAGCCCCAUCACAUGUUCACUUUGACGAAAAGCUGCAUGACUCCGUUGUCAUGGUGACUCCAGAGGACGAUGGCAACUUCAUGGUGAAGGUUGGCUUCCUGAAGACGCAGCACCGGUAUGAAGUAGUGUUCACCUUGCCCGAGGUCCCAGCUCUGGGGAAGGACGUGUGUCCAGCACCAGUGCCUAGUCCACACCUCCGGAUCACUGAUAUCACACCGGCACCAGAGGGAGGUCUGAAGGUGACGUGUGAGUACAUGGCCCAGCACGAGGGCGUUCUGUGUGAGGAGGUGCUGCUGCUGAGCGAGACCAACGAGGACGUCUGUGUUAAAGUUAAAGUUCACGCCAGAGUCAUGGAUCGUCACCAAGGUACACCCAUGCUGCUGGAUGGCGUCCGCUGCAUCGGGGUGGAGCUGGAGUACGACUCUGAGCAGAGCGACUGGCAGGGAUUCGACUAACCCUGUAGCUCCUGCUCCUGUUCCACCUGAAGCACACACACAUAUACACAAACCUGACCUGAGACACACACACACACACACACACACACACACACACAGCUGACAUCAUAGAACUGUACAACCACCAAAUUUAACACACACCAAAUAGGAAACAGCGUACACACAGAUGAUUUAGUGCCACGUAAUGUACAUACAGCAAGUGUUCACUGUUGGAUUCUAACAUACAGAAACAUUCCUCUGCUGCAGCUUUCAUAACAUCAACAGCAUCUGAACAGUCAGUUUCCUCCAGCUCACCUUUUUGUCACCACCACGGUUCUGUUGUUAACCUGUGUUUCCCUCACUGCACCUCUAGAGAGCAGCAGCGCUCUUUGAAUCAGUGCAGCCUCAGCUCUCUUCUCACCGCCUCCUGUGCUCCAGUGCACACUGUCCCUGAAGUGCAAACUGAACCCCAGAUGACUUUUAAAACAACAGUCCAAAACAAAAACAGAACGACAGUCUAUUACAGCAACAGAUGCAUCCAGAUGUACUUCAGUGUCAUGGGUCCUUCAUAAACAGAAAGAAGUUCUCCCAUGACGAGCCAGUAAGUAUUCAAAGGAGGCAGCUUCUGUCCUACAGCUAAUCCAUUUAGCGAAUUCUGUUUUGUUUUGUUUUUUUGUAUUUUUCCAGUGCUUGAACCACAGUGUUGUUGAAGUGUAAAGACACGUAAAAUUUCAACACCUCCACCACAUAACAAUGUGUAAAAUCUGUGGUUUUGAAAAGUGUACAAAGCCAAAGUUUAUUCUGAUGACUAAGUUGUGCUGAAACACUUUUCUACUGCAAAACCUUUUUGUCGUUAAACUGCAAAUGUUUGACUUUAUUUGCUGCGAAUUUUAAAAAACUAAACAGCAAGAUUUAAUCAGAAAUGGUGGCUGUUUGUGAGGGUGUUAAACAGAGCGAGUUAAAAUGACAAAAAUUCUCUGAGUCCAGUUGUGCAAAUAUGGGGAUUUCUUUCAUCUCUCUGUUUUGUUGUCUUUGUAAAUUUAAUAUCUUUGAGUUUUGGAUCGUUGUUCCAACAAAACAAGACAUUUGAGGACAUUUUUUCUGUAUUCCUGGUGUCUUUAAACCCAAAUUAUUAACCCUUUAAUCAAGAAGUAACCAUUAGAUUAAUCAACACUGAAGAGUGUUCUGGGUGGAUUUUUCCUUUAAGAAAACCUGCUGCAGCCGGUCCAGAUGAGUUUCUUUCUUUCUUCAUGAAGCCUUCAGACCACACGUGCGACGCAAAGUGCCUUUCAUUGUACCCUGCCGUCCUGUUUCUCCUGUAACUUGAGCCUGGUGUGGUUUGAUCAUCUCCUGUCACACACUGUACCCUCCAGACGAACACAGGGACCAGUGUGGGGCCCACUGUUUGUUGUCUCUCCCCUCUCCCUCCACCGGCUUGCCUCAGACAGGUGUAUAUCUGACUCCCAUCACUCCUCUGGCAGUGCGAGUGCAGCUCAGAGAGAGUCGACAGGUUGUAAAUGAGUUUAAUCACCUGUCAGCUCUGCUUCAUUUACAUUGUGCCAUGAUCUGGCUGCACUGUCGUCUCCCCUCUUUUUACAGACUCCUGAUAUUCUGUGUGAAUCGACAUGUUUUGUUUCUGUUAAACCCUCCUGAAUACAUCAGCCUUAAAGGAAAUGAUUCUGUGUGUAACUUCUCAGUAGAUUUCAGAGUAGAUUUAUUAGCUGUUUGCUUGUGAUAGGUCAAAGUUUGUUUCUUCUUCUUGGUGUUAAACUGAAACGCUCGUUAGGUUACUGUUUCGAGAAUGUAGCAGUUUAUUUGUCGACGUCUCUCUUCUGUGUGUGUGGUUUGUAUUUUUUAAUGUCAAAAACCGAAUAAAAAAGAGUGUGAGUUUU
This is a messenger RNA of Epinephelus lanceolatus (giant grouper), 2796 nucleotides long. The record is from RefSeq and is a predicted model, not a curated record. NCBI's taxonomy places the organism in Eukaryota, Metazoa, Chordata, Actinopteri, Perciformes, Serranidae.